CGUGUGUCCAGUGGGUAUAUAAGAGAUUCGGACGGCCAUGCCUAGUCAGUGAAGCCUUCGCAUCAGUCGUAGAAGUGCUAUAAGCUACUCUUUAGUCAAUCAUUCAACAUGAAGGCCAUCUUCGUGUCCGCCCUUCUCGUGGUCGCCCUUGUGGCUUCGACUUCGGCUCAUCACCAGGAGCUUUGCACAAAGGGUGACGACGCAUUGGUAACGGAACUGGAAUGCAUUAGGCUGCGUAUUAGUCCAGAGACCAACGCCGCAUUCGACAAUGCCGUGCAACAACUGAACUGCCUCAACCGUGCUUGUGCCUACCGCAAAAUGUGUGCCACAAACAACCUGGAACAAGCGAUGUCCGUUUACUUCACCAACGAGCAAAUCAAAGAAAUCCACGACGCAGCCACUGCCUGCGACCCCGAAGCCCACCAUGAGCACGACCAUUAAAUUCUAGGGGCUGUGCACUUCUGAGAUGUAAAGUAUCUAUGACAUGUUUUUCCCAACCCAGGAAUAUGACAAAAUAUUGCUCGCCAUCAGCUGGUGAGGUACACAGAAAAAACGUAAUAAACAGUUCAAUGUGUUUGUGCACUGAAA
Rhipicephalus microplus (southern cattle tick) is the source of this 588-nucleotide messenger RNA. RefSeq names its product antimicrobial peptide microplusin. The record is from RefSeq and is a predicted model, not a curated record. Lineage: Eukaryota; Metazoa; Arthropoda; Arachnida; Ixodida; Ixodidae.